UCAUUACUUAAUUCCUCCCCCAAUAAAUUACAAUGAAAAUGAAAAAUAUUUAAAAAUGUAAACGAACGAGAAAUUAAACACCAAGCGAUGGCUUGUAGCAGCAUAUGGCCGCAAGGCGCAUCCAUUCUUUUUAAACAGUGUCAUGUGAGAGGGACGAUGCGGAUGCGUGUGGGUAACGGCCUAACGGGGCAGGGGAAGCGUGGCGUUGCCAGCGAUGAUAAAGUAAGCAAAGCAAUGGAUUCCCUCCCCCUUCGCCUGCCCUUCACGUCUCCCUCAAUUUUCCUCAUCCAUUCCCCAUUACAUAUCCAUUUCCCUCUCACCUUCUCCUUGACAUGGAUUCUGCAACCCCCUCUCCUCCCUUCUCCCACCCCCAGCCCAUCUCCGAUCGCAUCCUCCGCGCUCUCCGCCACCCUCUCCUCCUCCUCCACCGCUCCCACUCCUCCUUCUUCAUUCUUGGCGCCACCGCUAAUGUCUACACCGUCACCCUCUCCUCCCUCCCCUCCUGCUCCUGCCCCGACCGCACUUCCCCUUGCAAGCACAUCCUCUUCGUUCUCAUUCGAGUACUCGGCCUCCCCCCCGAUCACUUCUCCCUCCGCCGCCGUACCAUCCGCCCCUCCCAGCUCCGCCGCCUUCUUGACCUCCCCACCCUCCCCGACGCCCUCGCCGGUGCCUCCCUCCGCCAGAGGUUUCACCAGCUUUUCUUCAGCGAAAGGCAGGAGCCCCGUGUAGAGGUGGAGGAUGGCACCUCAUGCCCGAUUUGUCUGGAGGAAAUCGGGAAGGAUGACGAGGUCGUCGCCUGUGGAACGUGCCGGAAUCCCAUUCAUGAUGAAUGUUUGGUGAAGUGGAAGAGAAGCAGGGGGCGGAGAAUGACUAGUUGCGUGAUUUGUAGGGCAAGAUGGAGGGGCACGAAUGAUCAGGAUCAGUAUCUAAAUCUCUCUGCUUACAUUAGUCAGGACGACCCAGCCGAGACCAGUGGGCGUCCCUGCGCCUGUUAAUUCUAUUUGUUACUUCGUAAUAUAUUCCUGUAGAUGACGAAAAUUCCUAGCUGUAAUUGUAGGAUAACUCAUUCUUAAAUUCCCGAUCAAUUUGUAAAUUGUAAGAAAGACGAGAAAUUGUUUGAAGUUUAUUAGCAAUUCGUUAUUGUUAA
Molecule: messenger RNA, 1147 nt
Organism: Prosopis cineraria
Lineage: Eukaryota; Viridiplantae; Streptophyta; Magnoliopsida; Fabales; Fabaceae
Exons: 1
Coding region: 333-995 (220 amino acids)
Molecular function (GO): ubiquitin protein ligase activity; zinc ion binding
Source: RefSeq, a predicted model, not a curated record